Messenger RNA from Puntigrus tetrazona (Sumatra barb), 2915 nucleotides. Its product is annotated as mitoguardin 1-like. The coding region runs from base 230 to 2335 and encodes 701 amino acids. NCBI's taxonomy places the organism in Eukaryota, Metazoa, Chordata, Actinopteri, Cypriniformes, Cyprinidae. The record is from RefSeq and is a predicted model, not a curated record. The transcript has 17 exons. Gene Ontology annotation, biological process: mitochondrial fusion.
CGCCCACCAGGAAAUCACAGGUUAGUGUGUGCAAUGCGGAAUGAAAACGUCCUUCUAAACCAGGAGAAAGCAGCAACAAUGAGGGUCUGGUCAGCGCUGCGGCGUGGAAUUGAAAAGCUGUGUUUGUGGAUGAGUCCCGCUGAUCUGCAGAACUGAACGGAAGUCCUGCUCCGGCUGUCCCCGGGAUCUGAUGUGAGAGCGUCUGCAGGAGCGAGGGGGCGGAGCUGAGAUGUCAAUCAGAAGCGCCGAGGGCGUGUCCAUCAUGCAGGCCUUAGCCAUGACCGUGGCUGAGAUACCUGUGUUCCUGUACUCCACCUUUGGACAGUCUAUCUUCUCUCAGCUGAAGUUGAGCCCUAGUCUAAAGAAGGUGCUGUUCGCCACGGCUCUGGGCAGCGUCGCUCUGGCUCUGACCGCUCAUCAGUUAAAGAGACGGGGCAGAAAGAGGAAACAGGCAGUCAGUAAAGAAGCACAGAAACCUGUGGGCAUCCCAGAACAGCUGCUCCGAACCAGUCGGCCGGCCUCACUCAAGAGAGGUCUGGUUCCAGGGCGUCAGAUGAUCAGUCCCAGCACCCGUAGUAAUGACACUCUGAGCGGCGUUUCGUCUCUCGCACAGAGCAAACACUCGAGCUCUUCACACAGUAUCGCCUCUAUGCGAGUUCCCUCCUCUCCCAACCAAUCAGUGAACACCGGGACGCCGUGGGAGGCGGAGCCAGUGGCAGAGGAGCCUGGAGUUGGAGAGGAUGCCAAUGCUGAGAACCUCUAUCUCAUGGGUAAUGUAGUUUAUUAUAGUGAUCUGUUGUGUGUGUGUUUUUGUUUUUGUCCCCCAGAGUCUGAGUGUCUAAAUCUGCUUUUAAACUCAAAGAACUGCUACACGUGUAAUGUGGUGUCCAAUGGUAGUCUGUUCAGCAAGCUUUCCAGCUCCCUGCCUAGCCUGGCCUCCAUGAGGAGCAGGCACUCCUCCAGUAGCUCCACCUGCGCUAACGACUCCAGUUGUUGGGAUGGAGCAGGAGACGACGGCGAAAUCUGUAGCCUGCUCAACAUCCCCGUUACCACUCCAGAGAACCUCUACCUGAUGGGAAUGGAGUUGUUUGAGGAAGCCCUGCGGCGCUGGGAACAGGCUCUAACGUUCCGCAGCAGGCAAACAGAAGAUGAUGAGAACUAUGCGUCUGUGAAACUGGGAGCUGGAGAUGCCAUUGCAGAAGAAAGCAUGGAGGAUAUAAUCAGUGUAGAAUUCAUCAGAAAGCUGGAGUCCCUGCUACAGAGAGCCUAUCGGCUCCAGGAAGAAUUUGAGGGAGCUCUGGGGAUGACAGAACCUUCAACACAUCCUAAUAAUGAUAAGCACAUGGAUCUCUCCGUGCGGGAGGACUUGGAGGACACCUGUCUGAGGGAUUCAAUCAGCAUCGCCUCAACGGAUUCCUUCGUCUCUGCCGCAGAGUUAUCAGAGCACAGAGAGAUGAGGAGUGCCCAUGUGCUGGGGUCAUUGUGUCAUCAUCUUUUCUAUGAGGAUGCCCUGCAGAUGGCAGAGGAAGGGAAGAUCUCCUGUCGAGUGUUACGAACAGCAAGGGUGAAACUUUAUAGAUACACAUCAUGUGUGGGGAAAAACUUAUAUUGUAUUUCAAUUCAGGUCAUCUUAUGUGAAAGAGCAACUAGAGCAUUCCUGGCUGACAUAGGAAAGAGGAUAUUAUCUUCAAUAAUUGUUAAAGCAAGGAAGAGCCCAAAGAGAUUUGAGGAGGUGUUUGAAGAAAUGAUCUGCUUUCUGGAGCAAACAGACCAUUGGGAGAACACAGAAAUUGAGCUUUCUGCAAGAGGGGUUAAACAUUUGAACUUCUUUGACAUUGUUCUUGACUUCAUCCUCAUGGACUCGUUUGAGGAUCUUGAGAAUCCACCUAUUUCUAUUCAAAAUGUGGUCAACAAUCGAUGGCUCAACAACUCCUUCAAAGAGACCGCCGUUGCAUCAAGUUGUUGGUCUGUUCUGAAGCAGAAGAGGCAACAUAUGAAGGUUCCAGAUGGCUUCAUUGCCCAUUUCUAUGCAGUGUGUGAACACAUAAGUCCCGUCUUGGCCUGGGGGUUUCUAGGCCCUAAAAGUUCCCUGAACGAUUUCUGCUGCUUCUUCAAGGAGCAGGUGCUAUUCUUCAUGAAGGACAUUUUUGAUCUGGAUAAAGUGCGUUACUCUAGUCUGGACACUCUGGCUGAGGACAUAUUGCACCUGCUUCACAGACGUUCGGAGCUGCUUCUUGCCUAUGUAGGCACCGAUAUCAUCUGUCACCUAAAUGGCUGUAGUGGCACACCUUUGCAUCUGCUACCAAGUGCUUUGCUGGAGGCACAGGUUCAGUGAGCUACAUCCGUCUCAUCCUCCACAUUAUGACUCGUCUUCCAAGUCAUUAUUAGUGCCAUGUUAAUGCAGUAUAGUCUGUCGUUAUUUAAAUGAAGCAGGUAAAAAGGGACAAUGUAUUUUAAUAUGCCUUUCAUGUGGUGUUCCAGUAGCUUUUUUUUUUUUACUUUAAAAAAGAUUUGCACAACAAAUGACUUUUUGGGGUCCUUGAUGUUUUAAAAAUUGAAAGCUUUCACUGUUGUAUUUUCAUAGUUCUGACAAAAAGGAUGUUAUUCGUAAGAGAUUAAGUCACAUGUAGGUCACUUAGUCAAAACUUUUUAUAGGAAUUAAAUGUUCAACACUGGCCAUGAAUUCAAUUUAGACUUCUUUACUCUUGUUGAUGCUGUUAAUUAUGUUGAACAGCUGGCUGUUAUGAAUUUAAAUCAUUUCAUCAACUACUACAAAUCGUACUUGUGACAAAGUUCAAACAUUUGAUGUAUUCUGUAACGAUGUGGAGUUGAAGCUGUAUUGUUAAGCCAGUAUUAAGCCUGUAUUAGUUGAACACUGAAAUCACUAAGUGACAAAAUAAAAAUCUUAAAGCCAA